Metarhizium album ARSEF 1941 is the source of this 339-nucleotide messenger RNA. Its product is annotated as E3 ubiquitin-protein ligase ubr11. The coding region runs from base 1 to 339 and encodes 112 amino acids. The record is from RefSeq and is a predicted model, not a curated record. The transcript is spliced from 3 exons. Gene Ontology annotation, biological process: mitochondrial electron transport, ubiquinol to cytochrome c. NCBI's taxonomy places the organism in Eukaryota, Fungi, Ascomycota, Sordariomycetes, Hypocreales, Clavicipitaceae.
AUGGUAAGCGUCCGCACUGACGGCGCACUCUUCCGUCGAUGCUGGCAGCUAAUCGCUCAUCCGACAGUCCCUCGUCAACUCCUUCUACGGGCAAGUUCCUCGAUCGAAGCCGAACCACGACCACGACCAAGACCCCGAGAAGCUAACGCGACUUGGUGCAGCGCCCUUUUCCGAAAGAACUACGCCAUGCUGGCGGCCGUCUUCGCAGCCGGCUUCGCCUUUGAAGUCGGCUUCAAUAACGGUGUGAACAAGUGGUGGGACAACCACAACCGCGGCCGACAAUGGAAGGAUAUCCGAAGCAAGUAUGUUGAGGAUGGUGGCGACGAGGACGAGGAGUAA